AUGGCUGAUAUCAAAGCGAGCGAGAAUGUCGUUGCACAAGGAGGCACACCAGGUUCCGUCGAUGCUUCUAUCGCUCAGCCAUCCGUGGGCGAAGCAACCGCUCAGCCUGCAGGUAUUUCUGAUUUCCACACUCUGUUGAAGCGGUAUAGACUUACCAGCUUUGCAGACGGCGUGACCACCAGCGAGCCCGCCAAGUUGGAGACCAAGACAGAGGCCAACAAGAUCACCAAGCCAGCAGCAAAGACCGGCGACCAAAAGAAAGGCACGGCUAGCAACCUGCUCAACGAGCUCAUGUUCUGGAAGAAGGACAAGAAGGCUCAGGCCUAG
Molecule: messenger RNA, 327 nt
Organism: Fulvia fulva
Lineage: Eukaryota; Fungi; Ascomycota; Dothideomycetes; Mycosphaerellales; Mycosphaerellaceae
Exons: 2
Coding region: 1-327 (108 amino acids)
Source: RefSeq, a predicted model, not a curated record